Molecule: messenger RNA, 864 nt
Organism: Schistosoma curassoni
Lineage: Eukaryota; Metazoa; Platyhelminthes; Trematoda; Strigeidida; Schistosomatidae
Source: the annotation of a GenBank genome assembly
AUGACAAAUGAUAAUAAUCCUUCAAAUUGUGUAAACAAUUCACCAAUAUCUAUUAAACCAUCAAUGGAUAGAUUGCCAAAAUGUUCUAUAACAGAUUUUUAUUACUUGUUGCGUUUAUUUAUAUCUGAAUUAAUUGGUACUGGGACAUUAUGUUUUGUUGCUGUAUUAUAUAGUUUUCCACCAACUACCAAUCCAGUAUCUGAUUGUAUUAUUGUAUUUUUUACAUUUUCUUGGAUUGUAUGGAUGUUUGGACCGAUAAGUGGAGCACAAAUUAAUCCAAUAGUAACUAUUGCAUUCUUUAUUACAAGAAAAAUAACAAUAAUCCAUACUAUCCUAUUUAUAAUAUCACAAUUAGUUGGUGCAAUUUUAGGCGCAUUUAUAGCUAGAAGUUUAUUGCCUAAUGAUUUAUCACAAUUAAAUAAAAUUGGUUUAGUUAUGAAAAAUCCAUUAAUAUCACAAGGUAACGCUGUUGGAUUUGAACUUUUUGGUGGAUUUGCAAUUGUAUUAGCUAUUCUAGCUACAACUGAUGAAUUUCGUCCAAAUAUAUGGACAGCUGGAUUAUUUACUAGUUUACCAUUUCAAAUGGGAGUUGUUCAUGCCUUAGUAGUUGGAAUAUUAGCUAGAUAUUCUGGAGCUGGUUUAAAUCCUGCACGGUGUUUGGGUACAGCUGUCGUUGCAAACGACUUCACUGACUUGUGGGUAUAUCUUGUUGGUCCAUUAUGUGGUUCCUUAAUUGCUGUAAUUCUUUAUGAAGUAGUCUUGUCACAUGGUGUUUCUUUACAUCGACUAAAAGCUUGGUUGACCAAUCCAAAUUUCGAUCGCAAUGUGGAUUAUACUUCUAGAAAUGAAAUAUUUAGUGAUUAA